GCUCUGCUGCCGAUCCACUGUAGUUACAGCUGACAUUUCUGCCGCCGCUUCCCUGUUCCUCUGCAGCUGCAUCGCGCUUUUCGCUCUGAUUUUUUUAAUGUACAUUAUUUCUCGCUAGCGCGUUUUAUUUCAGCCAUCCUUCCUACGCUUCAGUGCAGCGCUGUUACAGUCUCAUACAGAUAAAUAAGGAAGUCUUUGCGGGAAAUACCGAACCGAGAAGCUCAUUUCAGUCGACGUUGAUGUGAAAGAAGACAUUUGAUCUGUUUGGACUGAUAACAGUGAGACAGCGAGCAAAGACAUGCAGCGGAGAGGUCAGUGAGGAUGACAACAGAGGCAACGGAGACGGAGGGAUGAGAAGCAGACUCAAGUAAGAGGAGGAAGCAGGAUUCCAAAGUGCCUACAGUACGGUUUUGUCCUACAGCAGGGGAGAGGGCUCGGUGUUCGUUUGGCCUUGAAUGGAGGCUAUAUUUUGUCCUGACAGCCACAAAGUCAUCCAUCCCACGUUGCUGAGCUGCAGUCCCCACAUUCCCAGAGCUGAGCUGAAGCUUUGUCUCAUCAUUACAAGGACAUUACGGGUGUAAGGUUCUGCUUUUUCCCCUCUGUCUGUCAGAGAAUAACAACUACAACAGAGCUGCGGCGACUUCCUCUGCUCUGACCAUGUUGACAUGAAUGUAAAAGAGACGCAUCUGAGCGGACUAUGGUGAUGUUUUCUGAACGUUUUUCUUUCUUUCUCAUGAGACAGAGCUGGUCUCUGCUCCCAGUUAACCCCUGCUAUCUCACCCAGUAAAACUUCAGCUGACAGUUUUCCCAGGAACAGCUAAUAAACAUCCCCCAAAAUACUGCAGUCUAAAGGGACUUGCUACCUAUUUGCUCUGAAGGAAAAAUAUUUUUGCUUUUUUUUUCCCCAAAGGGAUUUUUUUGUCUCUCUCUCUUGAAUCACUAUUAGUCAGCCCUGCUUGCAUUAGACCAUUUUUUUCCAUCCACUCGCUCCCACCCCUUGCUCAGUGUCUGUGAGCAUCUCAGAUGGCUGUCAGCAUGACCAUGGGACGAGACACCAAAUGGCUGACCUUGGAAGUGUGUCGCGAGUACCAGAGAGGCACCUGCUCGCGGUCUGACACCGAUUGUAAGUUUGCACAUCCCUCCCGGAGCUGCCAUGUGGAGAACGGCCGAGUCAUCGCCUGCUUUGAUUCGCUCAAGGCCCGAUGCACACGAGAAAAUUGUAAAUACCUGCACCCACCUCCGCACCUGAAAACCCAGCUGGAGAUUAAUGGAAGAAACAACCUGAUCCAGCAGAAGGCCGCGGCGGCCAUGUUGGCUCAACAGAUGCAGUUCAUGCUGCCCGGAGCACAGCUGCAGCCGAUUACAACCUUUCCAGUGACUCCAUCCCUGGCAACGAGUCCCAGCAUGGCGUUCAGUCCAUAUCUGGGCCAUAUGGGCCCAGCCGUGGGCCUGAUGCCGGACCUGCUGCCCAGCACGCCCCUCCUCGUCCCCGGCAGUCCCACCAGCCUCACAGCGAUGGGCAACGGCACCUCGGCGCAGAAGCACACUCGCACAGACAAGCUGGAGGUUUGCAGAGAGUUCCAGCGCGGCAACUGCACACGGGGUGAGAGCGACUGCCGCUACGCUCACCCCCUGGAGGCCGGCAUGGUGGACUGCAGCGAGAACUCCGUCAUUGUGUGCAUGGACUACAUAAAGGGCCGCUGCAGCAGGGACAAGUGCAAGUACUUCCACCCGCCGGCUCACCUGCAGGCCAGGAUCAAGGCUUCGCAGCACCAAGCCAGUCAAAACACAGCGCCUGCUCCCUUGGCUUUAGCUCCAGGCGGCAUGCAAACGCUGCCAAAGAGGCCGAUUUUAGAGAAGAGCAACGGCGCUGCAGCUGCAGUCUUCAACCCUAGCAUGUUCCACUACCAGCAAGCCCUGGCUAACAUGCAGCUCCAGCAACCAGCCUUCAUCCCCACUGUAGACUCCUCCGAGCUUCUGACCCCUGACCCGGUGGAGCUGCAGUGCGUUCCCAUGGAAAACCAUUUCUGCCCCGUCCCCAAACUGCUGGUGGCGGCUCCAGUGGGAAUAAACUCAGUAAGCCUUUCACGAAACCCCAGUUAGAGUCCCUGAAAACCUGCAGCUCUGCAGCAAACAUGUGCCUCGCCCACAGUGCGCACCGACCGAGUGUCAGUGUGAAACUUCUUAUACAAUGUUUAUAAAAUAAAAUUUAAAAAAAGCUGCAAUGGUUCACGCAAUACGAGCCUGAACUUAAAGCUGCUUCACUGCAGCUGUAACGAUGCAUCCUGACGUGAUGAGCAAUAGAGCUCCCUCGUUCUGACAGCCAUACACACACCACACCUUAAACGUGCGCACACACACACGCACACACACAUUCAAGACUAAAAGCCCUUUAUGGGUUGCAGCCAUUACCUGAGGCAGCCCAACACACCUGACCGAUCCAAAGUAAGAAAAGUUCAUUCUGGAUACUCAGAACAUUGGAGCUGCAAACGGACCUGCUGCUGGUCUUCAACCAUGACUUGUUUUAAAAAUGAAAGAAUGUUUCAUAACAUGUGAACAUUUAUGUUUCAAGACGGCUACAAAUCUAGUAUGUGUUGUACCAUGUGUUGUGUAUCAUUCAGUUUAUUCUCAUCCGAUGCCUGAUGAAACGUCAGAAAGAAGCUGUUAAUUUGUUUGUGCCUUUGAGUUUUUCCUGCUGAGCUGCAGAGAAGACCUGGUUUCUAAAAAGGAUUUAAAAAAAAACUAAACAGCAACAAUUAAAGAGAUGUCCACAUGUGAAAUUAAAGGCAAUACCAAUUUCAAGUUUGCUGCAUAUCAGCGAGUGGCUGCUAACAAGGGACGAUUGUAUUAAACAAUGAAGGUGUUAACAGUUGGGUUUCAGGAAUUUGCGGGAUUCAAAGGUUUUUGCCUGAUUUUAAAUAUUGUUAUCUGGAUUAAAGCACCAACUGAGGCAUCAUUAAACAUGUGAAAUUAGGUUGCAUUCAGUAUAACUUUUAAGAGGCAGAUAGGAGGUUUUUAGACCCCCUUCACACCAGAUUAAGACCAGCCUACAAUAAAACAUUUGGGACAAAAUUCAAUCCAGGGCCAGUCCUAGGUUUUUUGGAGGGGGCCUAAAGCAAAAUGUGAUUUGGGGGCCCCUUAAUAUUACAGGCAUUUCAAUACAGAUUUGGUGUAAUCUGGGAGAGAAGACAGAGUUUAAUUCUCUGACCUUUAAUUCAAUCUAGGAUAAUUAUAUCAUUACUAUUUACGGACAAACAGAGCUCUAACAGAAAGCAAAAAUUUGAGGAAAAGGUGCUUACUAUGAAAUUAAAAAACAAUUAUUACUUGCGAUAUACCUAACAUUUACUAUUUCAUAAAAGUUAGAGUUUGUUAGCAAAAAAUCUCAUCCAAAAUGCUAACAUGUGUUCAUCGAUAUCGACAGUGUGAACUUUGAGGCCAAAUUUGUACCAAUGUUUAGUUUAAAUUGGAGCCAGCAACAAGCACAAAUGAGGAUAGACACAAUUUGGAGGUGGUGCGCCCCUUGUCACAACUGGCUGCAGUAGUUUAGUGAAGAAGCCUAUUUGCUAGCAGGAAUUGGUUGUAGCUAGUGAUACACUUUUCUGCCAAUAGUGUCACAAUAACGCUGAUGAUUUUAACCAUCAUGUUCUUAAUUAUAUCCUCCUUAUCAAUCCCACAAUACUGAACGUUGAUGUCCGAUCUUAGUCCAGCGUGAAGGGGGGAUUCGGACUUUGGUCUUGAAAAACAAACUGCCUUAAAUAAUUAUUGCCGGAUCUAUUCUGUUUGUGGGGUUUUAUAGUGCAACAACUAAAAAGAAAGGGUUUGUUUGUUUUCAUUCUUUCAGUAUUUGAUUUAACGAACUCAUAAUUGUUUCUGUCUUCUACAUAAAUCUUAUAAUAAAUUGAUUAUAAUCCUGAGUCAGCUCAAAUAUUGCAAACUGUUAACACUGACACCUUUUCUUCCCAUCUGAUGUCAGCCAUUGCACAAGGCGGAAGCUGGAUCUGUUUCCUAAUGUUGUGCCUAAAGUCUGUAUAUGCAAGAAGUUGCCCAUUUAUCGCAAUACCCAAGUUAAUUCAUACAAAUAAUGUGCAAAUGUUGAACGCAGAGAUCCAUCUUAAAAAAGAAAUUUCUUUGUGGUACUAUUAGUUUCAAGCUGCUUUUUAAGUAAAUAAGUGGCACAAGAUUUAUUGUUUAAAGGCACUUCAGGGAGAAAUCUUAGAACUUGAAAAUGUCGUGUCCGACUUUAUAUCAUCACCUUUUCUACUGCUGUGUUCUUUCUGUCAGAAGUCAUCAGAGUUGAAUGAUAAGAAGAGGUAGAAAAUGGAAGAAAUAAAUCAGACUUUAGGGGUAAAAAAAUACAAACACACCUGUUAUUUUCACUGAAAUGAACUGCUUUCUUUGUUGUGAGACUGAACUUGGAAAAGUGGGCAGUAAGCAUUUUCAUUCAAGUUCAAAUGUGCCUCUUUCAAGUCUCCUUAAACCAUCACUGUCGAAACACUGUAAGAACUACGAGUGCUCAAAGAUGCAUCGCUCAUUUAGUACAUUGUUAAUGUUGUACGAAACCACGUCUAGUUUCUUCUCAGAGACAGCUGUGCUGUCUUAUUGUCAGUGUAAUAAAUACAUAAACCAGUGAGGUGAGUGGUGGGGGUCAAAUGUGAGAAUAUUAAUUUCACACAAAUUUAGUUGGUUUUAAGUGCUGCAGAUGUUCCAGCAUUUCCAUUUUAGAAUAAUGUUGAUGUGUUGUGAAUGUACCUAAUGCAAAAAAACUAUACAUGUGCCCCCCUGAACAACAGGCAUGCUGAAAUGUUACUAUCACCAUAUAUAAACUAUUUCAGAGGUACCAUGAUGAUACUGUGUUACGAUGUAUAGAAAUGUAUGUAUUGUUAUAUAGAUUUAUAUUUAAUGUCAUUACGUGGUGUGGCUACAAACAGAAAUAUUUUUCACCUUUAGAAAAUUUAGAUCAGAGUUGUGCUGUUUGAGGUGCAAAUGCAGCAGAAAAUAAUUUCUUUAGAGAACACUAAUUAUAAAGACGUAAACAGGUUAUGUAUCUGUAAGAAACUUUUUUUGGAAACGUGUCCAAAGUUUAUUUCUGUCAACUCACACGUCUCUCUUUGAACUUUGCUUUGCAGGUCAGACUUUAAUUAAAUGUUUAAUUGCCAAAACUAAGACUAAAUUUAAAUGUGAAGUUGUGGAUGCUCAAAAACUUACAUGCGUCUAUACAAAAUUAUGUAUAAGUCUAAAACUUCAUUUCAAGCAUGUUUUCUUUGGUUGGUCCCAUAUUUAAUGGAGCUUGUUUUUUCUAUCUGUUUUUAAUGUGGGAAAAGGUGCACUAAAAACAAAACUACAUAUUUGAUAGGCAAAGAGAAAGUCAAUGUGGCACACUUUUUUCUAAUAUAAAAUUCAGUUCAUGCAGCUCUGCAGCUUUCACAUUCUCCAUUCAUUAAUUUUUUCAUUUUUAUUCUUUCUUUUCUUUUCCCGUCUUAUGAGGCAGAUGACAGAGAAACUGCAGAAAAACUGCAAUUUCCUUCUGAUUUUUAGCCCAUAAACACUGAAUGAUCCUUAUUAGUUUCCCACAUUUACAUUUGACAGAGAAACACAAACUUUCAGUAAAAAUGUUCAGUAAAUGUUUCUAAUUUUUAAGUAAUAUGUUUUAAUUUACUUGGAUUAAACUGACCUUAAGCUGUCAAAUUGAACAGUGUCUUCUCAGCUCUAUAAUGAUGAUAUUUUUAUUAUUUGAGGAAUAAAACGCACUAACUAAAGUAAAUAAAAAGCACCCUCCACAAUUGUUGAGACCUGUGUUAAAAGAUGUCACAAUUUUCAACUAGAAACUUUAGAAAAAUUAUUCCUUUAAUUUAAGUGCUUUUAGUUUUUUAACAGUCACUAUUAUUAUUACCUUUAUGAUUUCCUAUGAAAUAGCUGUAAUUUGUUAUUUUAUAUAUUUUUAAGUCAAUUAAAAACAUCUUUUUUGCUGAUGUUAAAGUGACAAGUGUCACUUUUAGCCACUGUUUAACAUGGGAAAAACAAGAGAACAUGCCGCUCAAAUGAAGUUGUUGUGUAUUGGAAGAAGACAGGAAUGGCUACAAGAAAGUAGCUUUUCUCCUAAAUUAGCUCAUAUUUACUGUCAGAAAAAUGGUUAAACGUUGGAAACACUUGGAUUGAUGACAAGUCACAGGACAGUAAAGAAGAUAAGAAAAUCCCCAAAGCUCACUGUUUGAGGAAAUCAGUACAUUUUGGCCUCACAAAGUCUCCAAAACGAGGAUUUACUUCAAGGAUUUUGUGCCAAUAAUUGUGGCUGGUGCUGCAAGUCUGCACAGCGAAUCAAACUGGAUGUACUUUACAAGCCUAUUACCUCAAAAUGAGCAGUUUAAUAGUUUCAUAGAUCAUUCUGAAGUAAACAAAAACAGCUGAGAAAAACUGAUUUUCAUGCCAAGAAAGUAAAAAACUCACUCCUCUUGCUAACCUAGCUUCAGACUACCUUCACUGACUUCAGUUUCUUGGGGUCUUGCUGUAUUUCUUUCCAAUGAUUCAUCUUGAAUGACAAAACAUCAAAUGAAAUAUUAAAUAUAGACUGCUUGAAUUUACUACUUGGUGAUCUACUUUUCUGACCACAUUUGAAGCUGUGACACAUUUAAAUAAAUGUCACCCCUUAUAUUUUAAAAACUAAUUCACCCCAAACUGCAAAAUAAUAUAAAUGAAAAAUCAAUGGCAAGAAAAUGACAACAUGGCUACCUUUCUAUUAUUAUAUCAUUUUUAUUCUUAUAAACUUAAUUACCUGUUUUAUUUGAGAAAAGGAAUGUCUAAUUAGCUUGUAUUGUGCUUGAACAUUUUAUAUAGACCGCUUAAAUCCUUGUGAUUUCCAAAGUCAGGUCAGGUUUUAUUUUGUUUGCUUUUGUUGACCAUAAAUUGUUUGUCUUCUUGUACAUUAUGGUUUUUUCAGAAACAAGAAAGGACUUUUAAAGCAAACACGUUUCUGUCAGUUAGGUAAAGAGGCUUUUUGGACAAACUGUAAAGUCAAACUAAUUCACCUUCUGCAAACCAAACAGUCUGUCGCUGCAGAGCUUUUGUUGGCAAGUUGUGUUUCAGUUUGGGCCAAAAAUAGUCCAGAAGUCUCUUGAUGUUGAUGUCCAGCUGUGCUGGGUGAUGUCAGUCCUGACUAACAUGUACAAGAAUGUGUAAUGUUCACCUCGUUUGCACUUAUGUACAUAAAUACUCCAAAUUUAUUUUGAAUAAUACAGAUAAAAGAGAUGAUUAAAAAUAACCAAUCAGCGUAUUGUUAGCGGUGAGUCUAUUGUUUUAUUACAGUGUGAAAACAAUUGAGGUAUCUGUCCUUUUGUUUGUGUGUUGGUGAUGACACGUAUUAAACUGUGUCAACUGUAAACUGUUUGGUUUGCUCCGGAGAAAUAUUUCUUUCAUUAUUCUCUAACAUUGAAAAGAACAAGUGGAUAACCACAAAGUCUGCAAUAACUUUAGGAGAUCAGUGCCAUCUUUGCCCUUAAAUCCAUGUCGUUAUUUACAACAUGUAGGAAAAUCACCUCCUGAAGCUGAAAAUAGCCAGAAGGAAAGAAAAAAAUAGGAUGAGCAGAAAGAAAAUAAGAGGAGAGCGUGUGCCGGAUGUGCUUACAGGGUUUAAAUUUGAAAUUCUGACUUUACUUCUGCAGAAGCAUUCUUACACAGACAUGAUUUUAUCAGAAACUGACAUGUCAAGCGUUUGCGUUGCUAUUGGAGCAAGUGAUUUUGUUACCAUGGCUCCGGUCCAUGUUGUGGAUUGAUUGAGUCAUGCAGCUGAAUUGGUUCACAGCCCUGCGACUGCUGAGUGUUGAAAUGGAUCUCUGAUCCAAGCAAACUCCCUGAAGCUUCAAUGGUUCUUUUCAUACUCUCAGCGUCUUCACCCUGGGGCUUUUUUUUGUUAUUUUUACCACUUACAGGUGAAUAAUUUCUCAAGUUUAUGUAUUGUCUGUUUGCUGUUAUUGUGCCUUCAUAGUACAAAGUGUAUUUUUUUGUUAAAUUCACAAACAACGGUAAACUGAAUGUGUGUAUGGGUGUUUUUUUUCUAAGUCUUGUCUGUGCAUCAUCGCGUUUUGGUAUAAGUUAAGUACAAAAAUCACAGACUGAAUGUCGGCCUGUUGGAGACGAAGAAGGCCUAAAGCUGUUGAGGACUAAGCCAUAAGAAAAUCUUUCCCGGACGCUUUAGGACAGACUGACUGCUGUUUCUAACUCAUUUAUUGUUUCAUUCGGCUUUCUGCUUGUGGUGCUUGUAUGUGCUGCUGUGCUCCACGCAAAUUUACUUUGCACUGUAUAGGUAUUGAGAGUUAAUGUGCCUAUAAUCAGUUCUGCUGUUUCUGUUUGACCUUAAAUAAAACACAUCAUGGUAA
Xiphophorus maculatus (southern platyfish) is the source of this 8369-nucleotide messenger RNA. RefSeq names its product muscleblind-like protein 3 (gene mbnl3). Bases 1024 to 2103 code for a protein of 359 amino acids. Gene Ontology annotation, molecular function: metal ion binding. The transcript is spliced from 7 exons. The record is from RefSeq and is a predicted model, not a curated record. NCBI's taxonomy places the organism in Eukaryota, Metazoa, Chordata, Actinopteri, Cyprinodontiformes, Poeciliidae.